This is a messenger RNA of Porites lobata, 405 nucleotides long. The record is from the annotation of a GenBank genome assembly. NCBI's taxonomy places the organism in Eukaryota, Metazoa, Cnidaria, Anthozoa, Scleractinia, Poritidae.
AUGGUCUUAAAUGUGGUUGUAUUUGUUAUUCAACUCUCGAUCAUAAUGUACUGCUAUGGAACCUUGAUAAGGGGACUUUACUUCACCAAAACGGUGUGUGCAGAAACAGAUGGAGAAAGAUCUGAGAAAAAGAAACUUGUUAUCACGUUCAUGUUGGUAACUAUUGGAUUUUUUGUGGGCUAUACACCAGCUAUAGUUUCUUAUGUAAUCAUUCCAUCAGGAGAUGGAACAACAGACGUCAGUUUUUACGUUCAACUUACGGCUGUGGCUGAUUUUAUAUUCGUUGUAAGUUUAUGUUUCAACCCUUUUAUCUACGCUUUUCGCAGCACUAAUUUUAAAGAAGGAUUUAAAAAUGUAAUUUUAUGUAGAAAUCCGCAAAGGCAUGAUGGAAGUUGCACAGCGUAA